CUGCGAGUGGGGGAUCAUUAUCUGACUUUAAACACCACCGGACCCGAUUUCACACCGGGAAAUAUACUACAGUAUCCCCCCCGCCCCCCCGGGAUUUUUUUUCUCUGUUGCCUCCCUUCCGUUUACCUGCCCCCGGUCCGAGUUGAGAAGAGCAACAGCCUCUGGCGGCGCAUCACUGAGACAAGCUUCCAAAUCCCCCCCAAACCGCAGCCAUGGAUGAGAUGGACCUGCCCCAGAUGAAGAAGGAGGUGGAGAGCCUCAAGUACCAGUUGGCUUUCAAAAGAGAGAAGUCCUCCAAAACCGUGACAGACUUGGUGAAGUGGAUCGAAGACGGCGUCCCGGAGGAUCCGUUCCUGAACCCGGAGCUGAUGAAGAACAACCCGUGGGUGGAGAAGGGAAAAUGCAUUCUUCUGUAGGAGAGCGCAGCUAGCUUAUCGUUCCCCACGCAGAUGCCCCCCCCCCAUCCCCUGACCCCCGGGGACUCUGCCUCACAACCUCACACCGUGAAUGUAUAACAAUCCGGAGCGUACACACACACACACACACACACACACACACACACGUUUUCCCGACUGCCGCACCUUUCACCGCGAGCUCGUUCUUGCCAUGUAGAUGCUUUAUCGUUACGACCACGCGAUCGAUACUCCCACUCGAUGUCUCGAUAUACGACAACCUACUUAUGCAGCCGCGAGGCACAACGUUUAGGUCCGACUUUGCAACUAACACGGAUGCAUGCCGUUGUUUGCUCCGGUUGGAUGAGCUAAUGCGCUCGCUCAAGCUUUCACGCCGUCGGGCGUGCCGAAGAUCGAUUGACCGGCUUUCAUUCGCAUCCGGGGGAGACGGUUAGCGCGAUGUGCUACUCACUCGCUACGAACGGAAACAAAAACCUUUUUUUUUUGUACUCAAAUGUAAACGGAAUCUUGAAUUUGGUGGCCGACGUGAUGCCUUAAAGGUUGCAAAAUGGUCAUUUGGUCUGCAUCUGCGAUCGAAUAAGAAAGAAAAAAGAUGGCCGCCGACUACGGCGCCAUCUUGAGGUCGUUAAGAAUAAGGAUGAAAGUACAGAAGAUGAAAUCGAGUCAAAUAAAUAGCCAAAUACCUCAAGAAAUCUCUUGUGUUCGUGGCCCUCCAUUGCUGUUUGCAACUUCAAAUGACAUAUUUGAGCAAAAUCUCCCACGGGAGUCAAUUCACUGCCUGGAAUCGUGACCAAAACAAGCAAAAAAGCCUUUUUCCCGCCGCAGGAAUUAACCCCCAUGACGGCGAAAGCAGACACGUUUACAAGCUCGGCCAGUUCUCAUCCCGCCGCGGCUCUGACAUCACGCCACGUUGACGGCAUCGGCACGCCCCUUUUCCGGUUUCACAUGAUAACGCGCGUUGUUGUUCUUGGAUGCCAGUCGGUCGGAGAGCCGCGUGUUUAUCGUUGCUUCGGGUCUCUCCGGGGGGGUGUUGGCAUUCCCCCCCCCAUCCGCUCGCUCCUUACCUACCAUCCCCAGGGGGCGGGGGGGGGGGGGGGGCGACAUCAACACACAGUCAGUAACACAAACACUCUCUUGACAGCCAUGUACAGCCAUGACCCCUUUAACUUAUUCAUCUUUUUAUUAUUAUUUUUUUUCUCUAUUUUAUUUAUUGAUCUAUCUAUUUAUUUAUUUAUUCGGGGGAAUGUGCUCCCGCGAUGAAUACUAGCACUUUCCUUUUUUUUUAAAUUUCCGUUGUCUCCGCCUCCCCUAGUUCCAAUUUGAAAAGCAACAAACAAAUAGCCCCCAAAAACAUCAUCAUGAUCCGAACUACAGCCUCAGACGCAAUUGUUUUGAUAAAAUAAUCAUCAUUUUGAAAAAAUUGACAUGAGCUUUGAACAUUAUCAUUUGACCUCAACGCUGACCCUGGCGCGGGUCACUAGUUAUUAAACUGUGUGGCUAAAAUAAAGUUCUGUCCCUCAAAAUGUUGGUUCGCUAGGAGAACAUUUUUGUUUGUUUAGUCACUUGUGGAUUCGAGCUCAACAAUUUGAAUUUGUAACGUGUGACCCCCCCCCCGCGCCUCACUGCAUGAAGAGGGCUUCUACGGUAGAACACCUCAAGCGCAACAUUGUGUAGCUUUUCCAUUGACCCCGAGUGAAAUUUCAUAUUUUUCAUAUUAUUUAUCCAACAAGAGAAUUGAACAAACUUGUACACAACAAAUGCCGAGAUGCAUUUCACCCGCGUUAGACGUCUUCUCUAUCACGACUGUAACUUAUUUUUGAUUUCUUUUCAUAUUUUCACAAAUCUGCGUGUGUACACGUUACUUAUUGCAAUGUCAGUAGAAACGUUUUUUUUUUGUCCAACUAGCUAGCCACCGAUUCUUCGCGCGAGUGUUCCGAGUUCCGAUUAUGCAUCAGAUUAAGCCCACGUGUAAGGAUGACGAGCAAUAAAUUCAAGAUCAUUUUUUUUGUAUUGAAUUUUUUGCAGAAACAUUUAUCCGAUUGAAUAAAGUAGAAGAUUUUGAGAGA
Hippocampus zosterae (dwarf seahorse) is the source of this 2479-nucleotide messenger RNA. RefSeq names its product guanine nucleotide binding protein (G protein), gamma 13b (gene gng13b). Gene Ontology annotation, cellular component: heterotrimeric G-protein complex. Gene Ontology annotation, molecular function: G-protein beta-subunit binding. Gene Ontology annotation, biological process: phospholipase C-activating G protein-coupled receptor signaling pathway; sensory perception of taste. The transcript has 3 exons. The record is from RefSeq and is a predicted model, not a curated record. NCBI's taxonomy places the organism in Eukaryota, Metazoa, Chordata, Actinopteri, Syngnathiformes, Syngnathidae. The coding region runs from base 213 to 416 and encodes 67 amino acids.